AAAAUCAACUGGAUCUGUUGUUUUCCCUCGGCUGUAUCCGGCGUUUUGUUAGUUCGUCGUUGCUUUGUCCCCAAACCAUCAACAACACAACCAUGGCUGUCAAUCACAACUAGCCAAGGAUGCUAACUACAACAAGUAGCCUGACGUUAGCUAACCUAGCAGCUAACCUGGUACAGACUCUUUUCAUCAGGGCAUGUCCCACUGAAAGUCACUUACAACUGUGAUCUUUGACUAAUGUCAACUUUUGAAGAGGUAAAAAUACUGUUGCGAGAAUUCAGGUAACGCAAUGCCCCAGAAUGGUAUGAACUUCGAGGGCAGAAGAAGACAAACGCGUCGCAACACCUGUGGAGCCAAUGGUCUGAUGAACAGUCAGGUCCCAGGCUCAGAUUUGGUUAAUGGAGCUGCUGUUCACAAUGACUUCCCAGCUGCUGCCACUAGAACCAGUGAGAGCACGCCAGCUGGCACACCGAAUGGUACCAAACCGCAAUGCAUGGUUAAUGGUUACAUUAAUCAUGGGUACAAGGGCAAGAGAACAAAAGCACCGCCCCAAAGGACUUUCUGGAAACAAAGAAGCACAAUUUCGGCCGUUACGGAUGCCUCAACAGCUGGCAGGGUCAGCAGUGGAGGCACUUCAGGUGCUAUCUUGGUAAAUGAGGCCACCAGUCUAGACACUUUGCCCAGAUCUGACCAAAUGGCACCAGAGCCCAGCCUGUCUGCAGCAGCGAAGAACCAGAGAAGGAGGAAAUUCAGACAUAAGAAGAGAGACACUGAUUUGGCCUGUCCUACACCCCCACUGGUGCCACCACAAGAGGAGGAGGACUGGGAAAAAGAGAUCCAAGAGGUCACUGUUACCAACUGGGAAAAGAUGUGUUUUGGGGUCCAAUCCUAUGGUCCAGAAGACGUGCUCCAUUUUGCUUUGCGGGAUUUGACCCUUCAGCAAAGGGACUCUGUCGACCCACUGGUGACAGCCAAUUACAGCCCUUCCACUCGCCACCCGCGCCCCGUCAAGUGGUUCUGCUACAGCAUUCCCACUGAGCCAGACCAGUUCGCAGACGCUGACUAGUAAGCCAGACAAAUGCUGCCGUAGUUCUGCUAUGGAUCUAGUUAGUCGUUAAUGGCGAUCCUGGAUCAAUACAUGUGUUUAGAAUAAUUGUUUAGUGAGAGAUUUUCUUUUUUUCCUCAUCUAAGCAUUAGUGGAAGAAAUGGAAUUCAAAACUUGCUCUAGUUUAGCUUCAAAUCCAAAUCUGUUCAUGCUGUCAUAGGUCAAAGAUUGGAGGUUGUUUUUUUAUCCUAGGUUUUAUUUUAUAUUUUAAAUUCAGAUUUUAUAUUUGUUUUAUAUUGUGCAACAUAAAUUUGUUAGUCUCUUCUGAUCUUGAGGAAUGAUUUUAGUUAACCAUGCUUUGCUGUUCUACUGCUUCACUUAUCGUUGCUAUUGGAAACGGUCAUUUCUUGUCAACAUCAUUUUGCUCGUCUUUCAAGAACUGAAGUAAUCGUUUUUAUCUAAAAGUUUGUUUUAAAAUGCCUGAAAUGGGAAUUCUGUUGUCAAAAUAAGUUACUCUUUUGUGCUGUAUGAUCAAUUUUAUUGUUUGCAAAUUGCACAUGUUCACAGCAAGUAUAUGAAGUAACUAUUUUAAUUUGACUCUCAUGAGACAGCAAGCCUAACCUAAGAAAUUAUGGUUUGAUUAUGUAACAACAACAAAUCGUUAUCUGCCUGUUCAGAGCCUCAUUUUCAUUUUUUUUACAAUCGCAAUAAAUUUUCUUCUAACUUGA
This is a messenger RNA of Thunnus maccoyii (southern bluefin tuna), 1770 nucleotides long. RefSeq lists its product as uncharacterized. NCBI's taxonomy places the organism in Eukaryota, Metazoa, Chordata, Actinopteri, Scombriformes, Scombridae. Bases 287 to 1063 code for a protein of 258 amino acids. The record is from RefSeq and is a predicted model, not a curated record. The transcript has 4 exons.